UUGUAUUGUCGUUAAGGGCGCUGCUGGUGAGCCGCGAACCGUCGGUCGUUGGAGUGACAGCGACAUGAUCUGGUCAGAGCCGGUAAGACCGUAAAACAGUCCGCUGCUACCUAACGAAACAUACAACACGUCAAAACAACAGCUUAAUUAAGUAGCCCAGACGACCGCAUAGCCUGCUGUAUAAGACGGAUAAAUGUAAGCUAUAUUUAAAAAAGCAACGUAGCGUGUUUCUCUCACAGAAAGAAAGUUCGCAUCUCUCUUUCCAGAUGAUGCUGAUGCGAGAGCAUCUCCUAUCUCUUUGGUGGGUUAGAUAGGAGGUCCGGUCGGACCCAUUUCACUGCGACACCUGCUUUAUUCUGUCCACCAUUAACAACGGACGGGGCUGUCAGAACAGAACGAAUGAGCAAAUAGCGGACAGGUCUGGACCAGAACAUCCGUCUAUUGCUCACCAUGAAACAGGGUGGUCUCGUGGACGACACGGAGGAUGUGGAGUUGGAUUUCAGUACCGAGGAGGAGGAGCAGAGAGCGCUCAGGGGGGUAAAGAUCCGACACCCCCUCGCCUCCUUCCUGCACCUGUUCUUCCGAGUGGCUGCCAUAGUAACCUACCUGCUCUGUGAUUGGUUCACCAAGAGCUUUACUUCCUGCUUCAUUAUGAUCAUCACUCUGCUGUCCUGUGACUUCUGGUCCGUUAAGAAUGUGACAGGCAGGUUGUUGGUGGGUCUGCGAUGGUGGAACCAGAUCGAUGAGGAUGGGAGGAGCCUCUGGGUGUUUGAGGACAGCAAGUCUUCUCCCCAGGCCGGUGGUACGGAGGUGGAGGCCAGGAUCUUCUGGUCGGGUCUGAUCAUCUGUCCUCUCAUCUGGACCGGCUUCUUCUUCACGACCCUGUUCUGUCUGAACACAGACUGGCUGGUGUUGGUGGUAGCCAGUAUCUCUCUCCAGGGGGCUAAUCUCUAUGGUUACCUGCGCUGCAAGAAUGGCGGACAGGAAGUCCCACCCACAUCCCCUUCCUCCUUCCUGCAGGGACAGCACUUCCUCCAGCGGCCUGAUAUCAUCUCCAGAAUGCUGUGAUGGAAUAGGAAUCACCUGCAGCUGCCUUCUCUGAGUGAGUGUGUGUGUGUGUGUGUGUGUGUGUGUACAUGUGGUCCCUAUGAGCACAUAGAAAGAUGUUGAAAAUAUGUUGAAAAUACGUCUUUCAAACAUUUGUUUGCUCACUGGGGCAUGUGUGUGUGUGUGUGUGCAGGUGUGUGUGUGCGGGUGUGUGUGUGUGUGUGUGUGUGUGUGCGGGUGUGUGUGUGUGUGUGUGCGCGCGCGUGUGUGUGCGUGUGUGUGUGUGCGUGCGUGUGUGUGUGUGUGUGCGGGUGUGUGUGUGUGUGUGUGUGCGCGCGUGUGUGUGUGUGUGUGUGUGUGUGUGUGUGCGCGCGUGCGUGCGUGUGUGUGUGUGUGUGUGUGUGUGUGCGGGUGUGUGCGGGUGUGUGUGCGCGCAUGUGUGUGUGCGUGUGUGUGCAUAUGUGUGUGUGUGUGUGUGUGUGUGUGUGUGUGCGUGCGUGUGUGUGUGUGUGCGGGUGUGUGCGGGUGUGUGUGCGCGCAUGUGUGUGUGCGUGUGUGUGCAUAUGUGUGUGUGUGUGUGUGUGUGUGUGUGUGUGUGUGUGUGUGUGUGUGUGUGUGUGUGUGUGUGUGUGUGUGUGUGUGUGUGUGUGUGACAGACAGAGCAGGAAAUGGAGCUCAGAAGGGGACAGAAGCCCAUCAACAUCAAAGCUCCUGGAAUCAGUUUCAUAUUCAGCAUUUUAAUUAUAUUGAUUUAAUUUUAUAUUUCUAUGAAUAUAUACAGUAUUUAUUUUUUACUUCUGACGAUGUUAUAAUCUGUUUCCUGUCUGUCUGACGCCUUAUAGAACAAACACACCUUUCUGUUUCCUGUCUGUCUGACGCCUUAUAGAACAAACACACCUUUCUGUUUCCUGUCUGACGCCUUAUAGAACAAACACACCUUUCUGUUUCCUGUCUGUCUGACGCCUUAUAGAACAAACACACCUUUCUGUUUCCUGUCUGACGCCUUAUAGAACAAACACACCUUUCUGUUUCCUGUCUGUCUGACGCCUUAUAGAACAAACACACCUUUCUGUUUCCUGUCUGACGCCUUAUAGAACAAACACACCUUUCUGUUUCCUGUCUGACGCCUUAUAGAACAAACACACCUUUCUGUUUCCUGUCUGACGCCUUAUAGAACAAACACACCUUUCUGUUUCCUGUCUGUCUGACGCCUUAUAGAACAAACACACCUUUCUGUUUCCUGUCUGUCUGACGCCUUAUAGAACAAACACACCUUUCUGUUUCCUGUCUGUCUGACGCCUUAUAGAACAAACACACCUUUCUGUUUCCUGUCUGUCUGACGCCUUAUAGAACAAACACACCUUUCUGUUUCCUGUCUGUCUGACGCCUUAUAGAACAAACACACCUUUCUGUUUCCUGUCUGUCUGACGCCUUAUAGAACAAACACACCUUUCUGUUUCCUGUCUGUCUGACGCCUUAUAGAACAAACACACCUUUCUGUUUCCUGUCUGUCUGACGCCUUAUAGAACAAACACACCUUUCUGUUUCCUGUCUGUCUGACGCCUUAUAGAACAAACACACCUUUCUGUUUCCUGUCUGUCUGACGCCUUAUAGAACAAACACACCUUUCUGUUUCCUGUCUGUCUGACGCCUUAUAGAACAAACACACCUUUCUGUUUCCUGUCUGUCUGACGCCUUAUAGAACAAACACACCUUUCUGUUUCCUGUCUGUCUGACGCCUUAUAGAACAAACACACCUUUCUGUUUCCUGUCUGUCUGACGCCUUAUAGAACAAACACACCUUUCUGUUUCCUGUCUGUCUGACGCCUUAUAGAACAAACACACCUUUCUGAUUCCUGUCUGUCUGACGCCUUAUAGAACAAACACACCUUUCUGUUUCCUGUCUGUCUGACGCCUUAUAGAACAAACACACCUUUCUGUUUCCUGUCUGGUGGCUAAUAAAACAAACACACCUUUCUGUU
This is a messenger RNA of Oncorhynchus kisutch (coho salmon), 3029 nucleotides long. Its product is annotated as Golgi apparatus membrane protein TVP23 homolog A-like. Bases 451 to 1068 code for a protein of 205 amino acids. Gene Ontology annotation, cellular component: Golgi membrane. The transcript is spliced from 7 exons. The record is from RefSeq and is a predicted model, not a curated record. Gene Ontology annotation, biological process: protein secretion; vesicle-mediated transport. Lineage: Eukaryota; Metazoa; Chordata; Actinopteri; Salmoniformes; Salmonidae.